AUGGCUUCGCUUUCUGAAGAACAACUUCGAAAAGAAUUUCGUCGUAUGGAUAAAGAUGGUGAUGGUAGUAUAACCGUUGAGGAAUUAAGACAAUAUUAUAAACCAAUGCAAGAAAUGCUUGGUGUUGCACCAGCACUAGUUGAACAAGAAAUUCAAGGUUUAAUUAAACGACUUGAUGUUGAUGAUAGUGGUACAAUUAGUUUUGAAGAAUUCAAAUUAUUUUGUGCAAAAAAUGAUGUCCGUUAA
Messenger RNA from Rotaria sordida, 246 nucleotides. NCBI's taxonomy places the organism in Eukaryota, Metazoa, Rotifera, Eurotatoria, Philodinida, Philodinidae. The record is from the annotation of a GenBank genome assembly.